AUGGCAAAAAGAAUCACUCGCAGCUCUACUGCUGGUGGCAGCUUGGCCGUCAAGCAACAAGAGCCAAAUGCUACAGUCAAACUAGAGCAACCCUCACCACACAAACCUUCACAGAAUCCCCAAAAGCGUGCAGCCUCAUACAAAGGUAGUAAGAGCAGGAAGAGAGUCAAGGCAGAGAACGAGACAGGCUUACUCAGUCCGACCGCAUCCGAUGACCCCCCAACCGCAGACACCUCUCCCCGAACGACUCCCUCGACCAAAUCCACGUCCAAGGCCUCCGAGCUACAAUCCAAGAAACUCAAAUCAUACGCUCAGUUCGCCAAUCAAUCUCCAUUCCCUGACUUCCCUCAUCCCACGCCCGCCGAAUGCAAGCUAGCCCAUCGCAUCCUCGUUUCACUCCAUGGCCCACGUAUCCGUCCGAAAGAAGUCGUCGCAUCCACGACUCGGGCAGGCUGUGGAGAUUCGCCUUCUGUUCUUGACGCCCUUGUCCGCACAAUCCUCUCGCAAAACACUAGCGAUGUGAACUCUACUCGAGCAAAGUUGAGCAUGGACAAAGUGUAUGGAGGAAGUGACAAAUGGGAUGCCAUCGUGGCAGGAGGCCAGGCCAAACUUCAAGAAGCAAUAAAAUGCGGCGGUCUUAGUGCAGUCAAGAGCAAGGUGAUUAUAAGCAUUCUGAAACAGUCGUAUGAGAAGUAUGGGGUAUAUUCUUUGGAUCAUUUGCACCAGGCGUCGAGCGAAGAUGCGAUGCGCGAAAUGCUGUCUUUCCAGGGUGUUGGGCCCAAGACGGCCAGUUGCGUCUUGCUCUUCUGUCUGCAGCGGGAGAGUUUCGCGGUCGAUACCCAUGUCUGGCGCAUUACCGGCUUGCUGGGGUGGCGACCCAAGAGUGCGUCCCGAGAUGAAACUCAUGCACACUUGGACGCCAGGAUUCCGGAUGAGGAUAAAUAUGGACUACAUAUCUUGUUGGUCACGCACGGGAAGAGAUGUGAGGAGUGUAGAGCUGGUGGAAAGAACUUGGGCAAAUGUGAAUUGAGAAAGGCGUUCAGGAAGGGCAAAAUUGAAGGUGAAUUCGGGGAAGAGGUAAAGAUCGAAGACAUGGAGGAAGUCAAGAAGGAAGAUCAUGAGGCAGGUUGA
Messenger RNA from Capronia coronata CBS 617.96, 1131 nucleotides. RefSeq lists its product as uncharacterized. Gene Ontology annotation, biological process: base-excision repair. Bases 1 to 1131 code for a protein of 376 amino acids. The record is from RefSeq and is a predicted model, not a curated record. Gene Ontology annotation, molecular function: catalytic activity. The transcript has a single exon. NCBI's taxonomy places the organism in Eukaryota, Fungi, Ascomycota, Eurotiomycetes, Chaetothyriales, Herpotrichiellaceae.